Mya arenaria is the source of this 2858-nucleotide messenger RNA. RefSeq lists its product as uncharacterized. Bases 540 to 1661 code for a protein of 373 amino acids. The transcript has 3 exons. The record is from RefSeq and is a predicted model, not a curated record. Lineage: Eukaryota; Metazoa; Mollusca; Bivalvia; Myida; Myidae.
AGUAAACGAUGGACGUGCGCUUAUCGUUUCACUUUCAACGUCUGUGUGUGAUUUCUGGUCGAUAUACCGGUCUUGUUAGGCACCGGUAAUGUGAUGAUGUUCCGUGGUAAUUAGGAUUCUUAAGGAUCCGCUGGAAUAUUGUGCGCCUUUUUUCAUUCUAUGCAUCCGAGAAAUUAAUUAAGCGAUUCGCAGAAAAAGUAUUUUUGACGCCUGUCCAUUCUUCCGGUCCGGGAGUUCGCGACACAUUUGACGUCCAAUUGGGAUUGACAUCACGGAUACCAGAAAAAAAAACGUUUUGACAUUCUACCAUUGCACGUGUCAAUGAGUCUUUGUUCAGCUCGUUACAACUGACUAUCUAGCAGACGGAGCCGUCAAUGCGAACGCCUCCCCGACUUGCAGUCGCCGGAGUCUCAGUUGGAAACAAGCAUUUGUGCAACUCUGAUAUCACUCUCAACCGGAAGCCAGUGUCUGCGCAACUCUGAUUGUCGUCUACUAGUCUCAUCCAAGCAUCAGUGCAACCCUUCUUCACUUCCGGCGUGAUGGACGUAUGUCUGGUAGGGCGGUGCCACUCCUCCGGGCCACGCCCCUUCCCCAACCGAGAACACACCAUGCAGAUAAGUUACUCCCCUUUAAUCACCCGGCGCCCGGCGACCUCGUUCGUCAGCCGCCAAGCGUUCUCGCCGGCUCCAAGGAUCCACUCCGCCCAGUCCCGCGUCGCCAUGACAGCGACCCCACGGACGCAGGUCAGUAUGGCUGGCUUCUACGAUUGGUCAACCGAGGAAUUCGAAGAUUCGACCAUGCCUACCUUCUAUCAGAAGAUCGCGGUGAAUCAUAAAGGCAAGAUGAAUAAAGCAAACAAGGCUUGGUGCGCGGACGGCAUUCAUCUAAAUCCGGGAAGAAUGUUCAUACGCGAUAAAGCGAAUUUGACAAAAGGGGAACGAGAAAUCAUAGCAGGAAUUUGUAAAAAUCGAGGUGAUACGAAAACUAACUUUGUUGCGCAUGUGAAAAGUCACAAGGACGCUUGGUUGGUGGGGAGACAGGCUCAACGCGGGAAGCCUGGGCACAACAGUGACAGUGAUAAGUGUUCUAUUAAAAUUCCCGAAAACCUGUUCAGUCGAAUAGAACCACCGGCUGUUCAUAGUGACCGUUCAUAUUUCUGUGAUAAAUGCAAGGAAGAUUGUACAUUAACCGAUCACUGCCGUAGACACAAGUAUGAUGUCAAAAAUGACGUCAUUGGAAGGAAAGCGCCUCCCACGUCACCGGAACUUUCUCCGGCAACUGAACGGAGAAUACCGAAAAAUCCGAAAACUAACGAAGGCGCGGUGUUCGUGGAGUCCGGAAAGACAUUUUAUGAUGUGAACGAAGGUGCGAAGAAGAAAAAGGUUUAUGUUGAUGUGUUUUUACCGAAAUUCCCUACGCAAGGGUUGCAAGAAGAGGCGAUAAGUCUAACGUUGCCGGACAAUGAUAGAGAAAGCGCGAGAUCAUCUAAGAUAAAUAGUAAUUCACAACCCAAAUUGUUCAAAAUCUCCGAACGAUCCCCAGAGCACACGGACGAGGGAUAUUCUAGUCAGGAGCGGUCACCCAGCAACACAAAACAGAUGCCGUACAGGGCACUCUUGUCUCGCUCGUCCGGGAAACCAGAAUCUGGCUGUGAUGAGUGAAGAUUUGCGCUAAACGAUGACUGAUUUACAUUUAGAGUGUCGUGGUGUGAUUAAAUGCCAGAUGUUCACAUCACACAUUUGCCUGUUCAGUUGUGAAAUAUCCUUAGAUUUGGGUUAUGAAUCAACAGCGGGGUCCGUCCGUCCGUCCGUCCGUUCGUCCGUCGUGUCUUGCACGGUGUUAAUAAGCCGUCCAAAAAUCUUAUUAAAAGAGCGUUAAUAAUAGGGUUAUCAGUUCUGCGCUUUGAUCCACGAGAGUCGAAUACGACAUAACGGAUCAAAGCGCAUGACUGAUAACCCUUUUAUCAUUUACAUAACUUAAAAGACACAUUUCAUUAUAAAUGUCGCUUGAAUGACGCACUGUUUUGUUUCAUGGCGUCAUUUUAACAUCGCGCAAUGAUACUUCUGAAAUUGGAUAUGGACAUUAUCGAUGUAUUUUGCGAUAUGUUAUUCGUGUGGAUUUAUGAUUGGUAUUAAGAUAUACAUAUAAAAAUAAAGAUAAAGCCGAUGUAAGUCCGUUGAUCCAGUGUCAUGGGCACAUUUAAGAACUGGUGAUUAAAUCAGAACUUGCCUUCAUUAUUUAUAAUCGGAGAAACGUGCCGAGUAUGUUCAGCUCACUUGCACGAGAAAACAAAAUGUUAAAUAUUUAUACAAUUUUUUAUUGAUGUUUCAAAAUAAAAAAAUACAUCAUCAAAAUAUAUAUUUAUAAUUUUUGAUGUUUUUUUUGUAUUGUUUGACUUUUAAAAAAAACAUAUUUUGCGUUUUUUAUCUCUGGAAACAAUGGUUCAACUACAUAUUUUUGCUGGCUGGUUUCAUGAUGGUGCACUUAAUGAAAACCCUUUAAUGCCAUUUUAUAAUUUAAGACGGGUUAGUACCUUGUGGUGCUUGACUAAAUCAUGUGUAAAAUAAAGUAUCGUCCGUUGGAUGACUUAAAAGGGUAUGUUCCAGCAAAUGGUUCAGUGUACAUGUACUAGUAUUUCAGGUCAUUGCACAUAGUGUUCGUGAUGUUACGGUUGUGAUUUUAAUGACGGACAGAUCUGUUCAAUGAUUUUGACCAUAAUGCAUCACUCUCGCUUUACUAAACAUGUAUUUAGUCAAUCACUCAUUUAUUUAUUUAUUUAUUCAUUUAUUGUUUCAUAAUUCAACAACUUGUGAAGAUCAUUCCGGUUUUAUUUACGUAAUAAAAUGCUUCUUAACGUU